Messenger RNA from Anopheles bellator, 333 nucleotides. RefSeq names its product histone H4-like. Gene Ontology annotation, biological process: nucleosome assembly. Lineage: Eukaryota; Metazoa; Arthropoda; Insecta; Diptera; Culicidae. Gene Ontology annotation, cellular component: nucleosome. Bases 1 to 333 code for a protein of 110 amino acids. The record is from RefSeq and is a predicted model, not a curated record. The transcript is spliced from 2 exons. Gene Ontology annotation, molecular function: protein heterodimerization activity; DNA binding; structural constituent of chromatin.
AUGGCGCGCGAAACUGCAAACAUGACAGGACGUGGCAAGGGAGGCAAAGGUCUGGGCAAAGGAGGAGCCAAGCGGCAUCGCAAAGUGCUGCGGGACAACAUCCAGGGCAUCACCAAGCCGGCCAUCCGCCGUCUGGCGCGCCGUGGAGGCGUGAAGCGCAUCUCCGGGCUGAUCUACGAGGAAACGCGCGGUGUGCUGAAGGUGUUCCUGGAGAACGUGAUCCGCGAUGCGGUCACCUACACCGAGCACGCCAAGCGCAAGACCGUCACGGCCAUGGAUGUGGUGUACGCCCUGAAACGCCAGGGCCGCACCCUGUACGGUUUCGGAGGCUAA